Eublepharis macularius is the source of this 2996-nucleotide messenger RNA. It is a transcript of the gene METRN, whose product is annotated as meteorin, glial cell differentiation regulator. The transcript is spliced from 4 exons. The record is from RefSeq and is a predicted model, not a curated record. Bases 314 to 1213 code for a protein of 299 amino acids. Lineage: Eukaryota; Metazoa; Chordata; Lepidosauria; Squamata; Eublepharidae. Gene Ontology annotation, molecular function: hormone activity. Gene Ontology annotation, biological process: positive regulation of axonogenesis; glial cell differentiation.
UAGAGAUCUGCAAGCACUUUUUUUUUUAAAACUGAGUUUCAAAUUCACCAUGAGCAUCUUGCUAGGGAGCAAUCAUCCUUAUGCCUAUCUAUCCCGUCCCGAAUCACAGUUUCUAUCCGCAGGAGCAAAAAUACCUUUCUGUGCUGCCUGAAAAGAGCAGGAAGGAAUCUGCCCCUGCGAGGAGAUGGGUGAUGGAGAGACACGGGCGUUAUUAGCUCCUCAGGCGUACCCCAGGAUGGCUCCACAAAAGGAUUUUUUCCCCUACAUUUGAUUAUUUCUCCCUCCGGCUUUGCCGGGAGAAGAGAUCUUAAGAAUGCCUUUGGUGUUGGGGCUUCUUUGCCUUAUACUCUUGGAUACAGCCCUUUGCAGCUAUUCAGAAGAUCAGUGCAGUUGGAGGGGGAGUGGCCUGUCCCAAGAAUCCGGCAGCGUGGAACAGAUCUCGUUGCACUGCGCUGAGGGAUCGCUGGAGUGGCUGUACCCCGCAGGGGCCUUGCGCCUGAGUCUCUUUCCUCGCCUUUCCACGGGCUCCAGCAGCAAAGAGAAGAACCCCCGACGUGUCACAGCCUGCAUCAAAUCCUCCAGCAGCUUCCGUGGGGCUCAGAUUUACGUGGAGAGGGAUGGAGUCUUGGAGCUCCUGCUCUCAGAGGCGGCGGCUGCUUUGCAGCCCAAGGUGCGCUGUUUUAGUUGGCUGCCCAAGGAAAAGGUUGCGCUGUUCCUCCAGUCCACUCUGCACCAGGACAUCAGCCGCCGGAUCGCCGCCUUUCGCUACGAAUUGAGGGGCGACUGGAACUCCCCUUUCUCUUGGCCAUCUAGCAACCUUAGCACAGAAGAUGCAGGGACUUGCCGGCCAUGUAACAAUACAGAGAUCUUGAUGGCUGUUUGUACUAGUGAUUUUGUCAUCCGUGGCAAUAUCCGUUCAGUCUCUAACAACGUGGAUUUGCAGGAAUCCAUAAUCAACGUGAGCGCCACUCGAAUCCACCGCCAGAAAUUCGCCUUGUUCCAACCGGUUGGCAAGUACGGGAAAUCAGCCGGCAGCAUUCGUACCCUGCUGCGGUGUGGGGUGAAACCGGGACCCGGCAGCUUCUUGUUCACAGGAUGGCUGCACUUUGGGGAGGCGUGGCUCAGCUGCGCCCCUCGCUACAAAGAUUUCCGCCAGAUAUAUGAGGAUGCACGCCAGGCUCACGAAAACCCCUGCGAAGUCUCAUUGGACUGACCUGGGGCAGAGCAGGGAAGACUGAAGCCUUGCCUCAAAUUUGGGGGAAAAGGAGCUGCUACCCGCUCUGGGAGUGCCCUAAAUGGCAUACGCCCAUUGGGAGUGACAAAAGCUCUCCUUGCCACAAAUGGCAUUCCUUUACUGUAUUAGACUAGUGGACCUGCCCCAAACUGGGCCGUUUUCACACUUCUUACCAGCCACGGAACAUCGCGCUGAGCUCCCAGAACGACAAUGUCUUCCUGGCGCGAUUUCGCACGAGAACUGCCAUUCUUGUGCGAAAUCGCGCCAGGAAGACACUGUCAUCCGGGAGUUCGGUGCGAUGUUCCGUGGCUGGUAAGCAGUGUGAAAAUGGCCCAGAUCUACUGAUUCCCCACCAUAAGGAGCAACUGCAGGCUAGUCAAGAGGCUGAGGAUUUGGAUGCUACCUGGUUAGACUGGGACAUGCAGAGAAUAAUAAUAAAGAAAUUACUCCAGCAUCACAGACAAGGACUAGUGAAGAGACACCUCAAGGUCUGUUCUUUCACCUGAUCGUUUGAAGAGCCAAGAAUGACCACCAAGCAAACCAGCCUCUCCCUCCCGUGGAAGAACUGCGUUCCAGAAUGACUUCUUAGUCGGUGACCAAACUUGUAAGCAGACUGGGAUUCUCUUGCUGAACAAAAAGGAUCAUGAUUCUCCCCCCCCCCCCGCCCCCAACGGACUCUUUUUUCCCCCAGAUCAAACAUGGUGGAUGGCAUCAGAUAAUUGGACAAAGGGAGCUUGAACCAGGGGGGUGGAGGUGGACUUCUGUACAUUUUGGGGGUAACAUUUGGAUCGACAUACAACACAGUAUGUUACAGAGAUGGCUCAAAGAGACUUUGGCUUGAAGACAGGUAAUCGGAGGUCCCACAGUCAGAUGUCCCGUCCACGUUUUAUGGAAUUCCAGCCUAACUGAGGGAUGCCUGAGGAGGCGAAGAGGUCCUGAUCCUCUCCCAGACGGCUGACACACCCUCUUCUGGCCUUCAUGAAAUUUGAUCCGGAGCCUGUAUGUCGGAAGGGACAGAACUAGGCAAGGGCUGAACCCUUUCCACCCCCCAUGCAAAUUCUGCUUGGCCCUCCCACCGUCACCACCAUCUCCUCUGCCCGGUGCUUUACCCUUCUUUGUUGAUUUGCCUGCUCAGGAGUGUCCAACCGAUGCAAAAAAAAAACAAAACUCAUCCUUGGAAUUGUGGGAAGAGGGGAAAGGUAUGAACAGAAUUUGGCACGGAGGGGUCUGUUGGCUGUAAACAGGAGUGCAAAAACUUGAGUUGCUACAGGCAUCUAAAGAAUUAGUCCUGGUGUCUGUGAGCCAAGUGGAGGGCAAGUGAACAGGGAGGAAUACAUGCGAGUCUGUUCACUUGCCAGGCAAGUGUCAUUCGUCGCUUGUAGCUUGGUACUGAGUUGUUGAAGAAUGCAGGAAAGCAGAUCUGAACUGUUGCUGCCCGUAGGAACCAGCCGCCAUCUCUUCUGACUUCCUUCAUCCUUGCUUCUGGCCAUUUCCUGGAGAAAGGGCUCCCAAGAUAGAUUCCUCACCUGCCACUUCUCCAUUAAAUACUGCCUGGUGAAGGGGAGAGAGACCAGAACCCAACAGCAAGGACAGGAUCCUCCUUCUCACGGGUGCCACUCAGGUUUCCAUGUCCCUGUCCUUCCAAGAUGGCUCCUAAAUUUUCCAACCACCCCCGAAAUUAUCCCCCUGGUUGUAACUGUGAACUGUCUGUCUACAUAUGCACAAUGCUGCAGGGAAGAAAUAAAAAUGCUGCUAAAUCCCA